This is a messenger RNA of Solanum pennellii, 1329 nucleotides long. Its product is annotated as protein PHLOEM PROTEIN 2-LIKE A10-like. The transcript has a single exon. The coding region runs from base 164 to 1201 and encodes 345 amino acids. NCBI's taxonomy places the organism in Eukaryota, Viridiplantae, Streptophyta, Magnoliopsida, Solanales, Solanaceae. The record is from RefSeq and is a predicted model, not a curated record.
UAAUUUCUACCGGAUUAGCUUCUCUGACCCCAAAAAGGCAAAAAAUAAAAAUAAAAAAAGAAAAAAUCCGUUCAUAUUCUUCUACAUUAAGCAAGUUCUAUUCAAUCUGUUUUUCAAACCCCGUUUGAGUCUUGAGAAUUAAGGAGAUUGUGCUCUGAAUUGUAUGGAUAUGAAACAAAUAAAAAAGGGUAUGGGUUAUACUCAAAAAAACAAGAACUUGCUUGUUGCUUUAGGAGCUCUUGGUGUUACUGGUUUUGGUGCAUAUAAAGCUUUUUACUCACCAUCUAUGGUUAAAAAGAGGGAAAGAUUGUUGAAGCUUCUUGAUUCUGUUGUUUCUUUAGCUGAAAUGUUGUCUGAUUCUGCUGAUGUAAUUGGGAUUUUCUCUAAAGAUCUAAAGGAGUUUAUGUUAUCAAAUUCUGAUCAAAUUCCAAAAAGUCUGAAGCAAAUUUCCAAGAUUACUAAUUCAGAUGAGUUUUCAGAGUCAAUUGUUAAGGUUACUAGUGCUUUAACUAUCGGAGUUCUUCGAGGUUGUUGUAAUCAAGAAACAGAGGAAUUGGAUUAUGAUUUGUUCGAUCAGGUUUUAAAUAAACUGUUUUCUGAUGCAGGGUGUGGUUUUGCUUCUGUAAUUGUUGGGAGUUUCGCCAGGAAUUUGGUACUUACAUUUUGUUCUGUUAAACAGGGUUACUCUGUUCCUGAAUAUGUUGAUACUCUGAUAGGGAAUUGUGUGCAAAUAUUUGUGAGCACUCUUGUUACUGUUUAUCUUGACAAAACAAUGAAUAUCAACACUUACAAUGAAAUCUUUUCUGGUUUGACAAAUCCGAAGAAUGAAGCGAAAAUGAGAGAAAUGCUGGUGACCUUAUGUAAUGGUGCAACAGAAACAUUUGUCAAAACUUCUCAUCAAAUUUUGACAAGUACAGAAAUGGAUGAUAGAGUGUCAACUAGUACUGCUUUAACUGUGCCAAUGAGUAAAAGGUAUAUUCUUGAUUUGAGUGGGAGAGUUGUUUUCGAGUGUGUUAGAUCUUUUGUGGAGAAGUUGUGGAAGUGUUUGAAAAGAUAUGUUGAAUUUAUGAAUGAGGAGGUUUUGGAGAAGAGUGUUGAAGUUUAUAGGUGUGUGAGUUCCCAGUAUUCUGUUGUUGUUAGCUUAUGUCUUACUUUGUGUGUGGACAUACUGAAUGGUCCUUGGAUUUUGGUUAUAACUUAGUUCAGGGUUGUUGAGUGAUGAAUUUUAGCAGUGUAUGUUGUAUCUCAAAGUGUAUUGUCUCUGUUUUUUAGUUGUUGUAUUUGAUUUCUAUAUUCUAUAUUGAGUAUGAUCAUGGUUUUGGUAGAAAA